AUGUAUUUUCAAGUUACUGUACUAAAUCAAGUGCUCAUUUUAUGUGAUGGAGCAUCAAAAGGUAAUCCUGGAAGUUCUGGGUAUGGUUUUGUUGGAAGGAGCAGCAUUGGAGGUUAUCUUGAGGCAGUGGCUGGUGGACUGGGAAUAGCCACUAAUUUCAUAGCAGAAGUGAUGGCCUUAAUAUGUGCAGAUGAAUGGGAUAUAAGAAGACAGUACUGGAAUGUUUGUUUUAGCCUGGAUUCAAAAGAAGUACUGCAAGAUUUUAUCUCAGGCAAAGUACCUUGGAUAGUAAAAAACGGAUGGAAAAGAAUAAUGGAUAAACUACACAGCAUUUCCUUUAGACACUCUUAUAGAGAAGUGAACUUUUCUGCAGAUAAAAUGGCAAAGAGAGGUUCAGCUUUAAAAAGAGGAGGAGUAAUGAUUUAUGAAGAGAAACCUAUAUUCUUGGGAGCUCUGGAAUCUGAAAAUCAAGUCUACUUUAGAUUCUGCUAA
Papaver somniferum (opium poppy) is the source of this 492-nucleotide messenger RNA. RefSeq names its product ribonuclease H-like. The record is from RefSeq and is a predicted model, not a curated record. NCBI's taxonomy places the organism in Eukaryota, Viridiplantae, Streptophyta, Magnoliopsida, Ranunculales, Papaveraceae. The transcript has a single exon. Gene Ontology annotation, molecular function: nucleic acid binding; RNA-DNA hybrid ribonuclease activity. Bases 1 to 492 code for a protein of 163 amino acids.